This is a messenger RNA of Petromyzon marinus (sea lamprey), 8717 nucleotides long. The record is from RefSeq and is a predicted model, not a curated record. Lineage: Eukaryota; Metazoa; Chordata; Hyperoartia; Petromyzontiformes; Petromyzontidae.
CCAACCAAUAUUUAAAUACAUUUUAAAGCAAGGAAAUACUACAUUAAGUUUGUGUUUCAUUGAACCUAUAAAUGUUUAUUUUAAAUAAUAUAUUUAAAAUGACUUCUCUGGCCACCAGCAGCUGCAGUGGUCACGUGAACACGUUACAAAUAUAACCCUCCACAACCGACAGAUACAAUCAAAUCAAGUUUGUCAGGUGGCCACAUUACGGUUUUGCAGAUAAACCAAAACAAAUUGACGUAUUUGCCUACGUGACAAUUUGAUUUGGUUGACUAUGUUGGGUGGUGGAGGGCUAUGGAUAUAAUUUGUCAUUGUAGCUAAACAAGGAUCUAAACGAAAAUAACCUAAAUAUGAAUCAUGAUAUUGGUCGGUAAAACCUAUAUAUAAAAUCAACAUUACUAACACCAGAAACACACAUACGAAACUGUCAAUUCUCGAACGUGCAAUUCGAUGCAUAAAGAAUCCAUGUUAAUAAUUAUUUUACAUUACACCACAAAUAUAUGUUCAGUUGCACUGUAAUUUAGCUUUCAUACAAUAUAUGCAUAAUUAGCGAAUGUUGUGUAUUGAUGUCUAUGAAAUAUCUUGUGUUUUUUGCAUUCAUUAAGUCAGAUUUUUUUUCUCUCCGUAUAUCAGAAUCACGACUGAACAAUAAUGAAGAUGGAACAACCAUGUGUGCUUGUCAAAAUGAUCAUUAUUAUCUUAACAUAUGGUAAAGUCCCACUUAAAUUUUCAUACAUUGUUAUUUAAUUUGGAUGCAACGAUAGUGUUACAAAGAUAAUGCUGAGUGUCAUUCAUGUACUAUAUGUUAAUUUAAGUUACAUAUACAACGGCAUAUAACGUAGGCAUAAGAUACAAACCAUUAAAGUCCAUCUAUUGUUGUUCACGUUCAGCAGACAAAAUGGUCAAUUAUCAAAAACCGUUUUGUUUGAUGUGAAAUAAUUGCCCUGCAUUUUUAAUCGCUCGAAUGGAUUUGUAUUACUUUUGGUAACGCGAUUGAUUCUAUUUCAGAGAUAAUGUGCCCAAAAGUACAGGGGAAAUCAUCCAGUGGAGUUUCCACCACUACUUUGGAGGGAUUUAUCACCAGUGACAACUACCCGAGCCCAUACCCCAAGCACUAUGACCGUACUUGGACUAUUUCAGGCCCUUCUAUGUCCAUAGUCACAGUGAACGUUUUAGAUGUGGAAUUGAAUGCGCAAAGUGAUAACAUCUACAUUUAUGAAACGAAUACAAAUCCUCAAUUAGGGAUUUUGCAAGUAUAUUCAUAUCGAUCAUAUCAAAACACUUUAAUUAUCAGAUUUACGGGUGGCAAUCAUCCAACGCAAAGAGGCUUAUAUGCUAAUUAUACUAUAAUUACACUUCUUUUGGAAGAUGACGACACAAGGCCUAUCGGAUUGGAAUCUGGUGUUAUACCAGACAGUCUUAUCACUGCCUCAUCCACAUCCGGUUCCACAUUUACAGCGCAAAAAGCCCGCUUGAAUAGCACACUGGGAUACUGGAGACCACAAACUCUCAACGCCAAUGAGUACCUGCAGAUAUUGUUUGAGGCCAGGCUUUCUGUGACAGGACUGAUCUUGCAAGGGGCAGUACCGCAGGUGGCCUCACUCAAUAAGUUAACUCCUGGUUGGGUUACUGCCAUCAACAUAGCCAUUAUGGACCCAGGAACCUCCGCUUGGAAGGACACAAAUACCAUAUAUUUUACUGGCAUCGAUAACUAUCAGGAUCCAAAGACCAUACUGUUUACAAAUCCCUUGCAGUGCACGGGAAUACGGAUAAAGCCCACAAACUGGCAGAGUGACAUAGCCCUGCGCGUGGAGGUUCUUUCACGCACCUCCAGAGCCAACGCCACUAAAAUGACAUGCGUGGCAAGCAACACGAACAUGAUUGUGACUCUGAUGGCGGAAAACGUCUACAUGGGAUUUGCUUGCUACCUCUGGGACCUUGGAGAUGGUCACACAGUUGCCUAUGGUGCCGAGUUCUGUAAACGUUUGUGGCCAAACGUGGCCACGGUAAACGAAUACGCGUCAGAAACUUUGACCUUCUCAUAUACCUAUUCAUCCUUUGGAAAGUAUUCAAUCCAACUCCAAGAAAUCACAGGAUUUUCCCGCAGCAGUUACAACACGACUCUGUACUUAAACAGUUAUGGCUGUAUACCUUAUACGUUGAUAAUUGGAGGUGAAACGGCAAAUAAACCCAAGACGCAGUUUUUAAAAGUGCCCGAACAAUUGGAUGUGAUGGCAACUUUGAACAUGUCUUGCUUGCUCAAAUAUGAAAAUAUUCAGUACAUCUGGUCCAUCACAAACCAGCAAAAUGGGAACAUAAGAGCAGUAAAUGGAAACAAUAAUAGCUUGCAACAUUUCAAUCCCUUCUAUUUCACCCAAGGCACGUUCUUAAUACAGGUCACCGUCAAUCUCCAACCACUCGGCUUGCAAAAUUUGGUGGACAAUAUGACCCUCAUCGUCAAUGCGACUUCCUUACAAGUGCAGAUCACUGGUGGAGACACCAGGACUGUUGGCAAUGGAGCUGAUGUGCAGGUCGAUGCAUCUCUGUCUUAUGAUCCAGACGAUCCCAGCCAGAGCAACAGCGGGAUUGCAUUUAAUUGGCGAUGCACCAAAGUAUCUUAUGAUAACAAAUUGACACUCUGCACGUAUGUUGUCUUGGGCUCUGGCAUCAUAUCCAUCCCUCAGGCUGAACUGCAAACAAAUUCUGUCCUACAAGUUGAGGUGACGGCAACUAAAGAUAUUCGUGUUGCAAAUAAAACACAAGUUAUUCACGUGAUAGAAGGAAAUCCUCUGGACAUAUACAUAAGUUGUGAAUAUAUUUGCAUUCAAACUGUGACCACUACGGAGCCACUUGUCCUGUCAGUUGAGUGCGUAAACUGCAAUGAUGACACCGUAUCUUACCAGUGGGAGCUGAUGUCCAGGAAUAACAUCGUCAGCAACUUCGCAGCCAUGACAUCUACCGGCACCGAAGAUGGAGGCUUGGUGGUGCUUGAAGACAUGCUGGAGAUCGGGGAGGAAUACCAGAUUAAAGUGAGAGUUGGAACUGCCAGUAGAGCUGCUGCAGAGGCCACAUACGCAUUUUCAACAAGCAUCCCCCAAAGCAAUGGCACGUGCACAUGCGACCCAGAAUCGGGUUUUGCAGCAAUGACGCUCUUCCAGCUCUCAUGCAGUGGCUGGACGAGUAAGUCCCAACAGCAGCUCACCUACACGUUUAAGGCCGUGUCGAACCACACCGAGUUCCUGCUCUACAGCUCUCAGCUGAGCCAGACUCCCUCUCUGCUGCUGCCGGUGGGAGACCUAGAUAACCAAGGGACGCUGGACCUCAGGGCGAGCGUGUGCAACUCCGCGGCAGCUUGUGCGUCGGCCCCCAUACAUGUGUUGGUGACACGUCCUCCAGUAGAUUUGUUGGUAAACAACACGCACGCAAUGCUAGCAUCUGGUGGCACAAUCCAGCUCAUGGUGCAACAUAGCAAUCCAAUUGUCUCUACAUUCAUCAGCAUUACAACAGCAGCCUUGAAAGACAUUGCCAGUGAAUAUGAUGUGACGCAGCUCACAGCAGCGCUCGUAAAGGCAAUGGGCAGUACAAACAUGUCCCUCAAUAGUGCAAACGCGAUUUUGCAAUACACUCGUGAUCUGAGCCAGAUGGCAGAGUAUUUUACAAAUGAUGAUCAGACUGUUUUGCUGGGACGUAUUACCAACGCACUAGAGAGUAUGGAUAGUCUGACAACUGGGAAAAGAUCCGUAAUGAAAGUAACCAAAGAUGCUUUCUCCGUGUGCACAGCGGUAAUCGAGAAAAUGCUUGCAGAGCAAAGUAGCUUGGACAGAAAUAGAACAAAGAGGUCCUCAGCUUACACUCAGGCGUCUACAUUCUUUGACAGUGUUUACCAAACAAUGCUUUUGCUGGGAGCGCUGCAAAACAAGAAGUCCGAACCUGGUGAAAAAGCAGUGGGUCUCAGCUCAAGGUCUGUAUCCACAACAACCCAGAAGGUCACUGGCCAUAAAUUAUUCAACUCAUCGUGGGAGACACAAGAUGGGAGCAGCGCUUCUCUCUUUCCACUGAAUGAUACCAAACCGUCUAUAACACCGACCAUGAAAAUGAAUGUACAGAUAUCUGCUUUCAAGGAAAACCCAUUUGCAUGGAAUAAAGAUUCUCCUGUAAACAGUUCAGUCGUCAGCCUGCAAGUGAGUGGGGAAGAUAAAAACGUGAACAUGUUCACUUUGAUGACGGUUAGCAAUAAUAAAAUUUCAGGAUCUAAAGUAAACUUUUUUGUAGAAACAAAUAACGUUUCAGCCUGUAAAUCGUUUAUCGUUAAGGACGGUGGCUUUGCAAUCAUAUUGGACAUUUCAAAUUCUCGUGAUGUCAAUGGCAGACUGGAAUUAUAUUUACGUUACAAUCAAGCCCCAGUGGUUGACCUUCCAGAAUUUGAUUUUCACUUUGUCAUGGAGUCGAGAGAAGCGGCAAGGAACAAAGAACGACAUGAAGGAACAGGUGAUUCUGUGAUUCGGACACAGACAUCAUUUUUCAUCCCUGGCAAUGAAACCAAUGCUGGAAUUUAUUAUAUUUUACUCAAGAAUACUGGAAAUGAAACUGCAGGCAAUGCCACAAAUGUGAAAGUCAGAAUAAGGACAACUGCCUGCAAAGUGUGGGAUGAUGUUAAUGGCCAGUGGAAUUAUGACUUGGCACAAGUGCACCCUAACUCCACAAUGAACAGCACCGUUUGUGUGGUUGGUGGAGGUCACAAGGCCACCACAACGAACGCCGGUCGCGAGCGAGUCUUUGUGGCGGCAGAGGUGUUAGCACCAAACACCAUCAACUUCUCGACGGUGUUCACGAAGUUCGACCUGGUGUCAAACGGCGCCGUGUUUGCCGCUGUCAUUGUGAUCAUCCUGCUCUAUCUCAUCAUGCUGCUGUGGGCACGGAAGGCAGACAUCAAGGACAACGAAAAGAACAGGAUGUUCUUUCUGUUCGACGUGGACGAUGAGAACCAGUGCUUGCUCGUGCUACGAGUGGCCACAGCGAAACGACAGGAUGCGGGCACGCGCUGUCGGGUCUGCUUCACCCUCUACUUUAGAGAGUUCGACACGGGGAUACGAGAGCUCGCUCACCCAGAGAUAAAGGAGUUUAAAAGAGACAGCAUAUACAACUUCCUCUUCUCUGUGCCAAAAAACUAUGGAUACCCACUGGAUGUUAAACUGUGGCUCAAAGAUGCAGAUUCCUUUGACUGUUUGUUUGUCAGUGAAAUAUCGGUACUGGACCUAGAAAAGCAGCAAGUGCAUUUCUUUUGUGUGAAUUCAAUGGAAUCAUCGGAAAUGAUCAUAGGGCAUUAUGGAAAGAUAUUUCAGGUUAAAAAUGAUCACUUUUCAUUCAACAAUUCAUGGAUGGUCCAUGAAGCACUUAAGGGAAACUUUUCUGAAGGUCAUCUCUGGUUUUCCGUUUUCUUUCGCCCAUUCAAGACCAACUUCUCCCGCGUGCAGCGCAUCUCCUGCUGUGUCACGCUCCUCUUCCUCAUGAUGAUCGCCAACGCCAUGUGGUUCGGCAAGAAGCAGGCAGCCAAUCAGGCGGGCGGCGGGGUCACGGUGGGGCCGCUGUCUCUCACCGACGUCCUCAUCAGCCUCCUCAGCAGCCUGGUGGAGGUGCCCCUCAGCCUCGUGGUCGUGCUCAUAUUCCGCAACAGCCGCUCGGAGAGUGAACGGCCCCCAGGCCAGAAGAGCUCCUGGAAGGGCCCUUGGCCCGGUGGCUGCAGAUUCGUGGGCUGGUGUCUCAUAGUCCUGACUGUCCUGAGCUCUGGCUUCUUCACAAUCCUCUAUAGCAUGGAGUGGGGCUCAGAGAAGGCCAACCGCUGGCUCGUUCGAUUCCUCUUCACUUUCGUCUUGUCGGUUAUACUGAUUCAACCCAUGAAGAAUAUCGUGUUUGCUGUGGGUCGAGUUUUAAUGUGGAAAAAGAAUGAAAAAUAUCAAGCGGACGAGAUAUUAAAACCGUACACGGAGAGUUAUGAAAUAAUGGACAGCGUUGGAAAAGAAAAACUGCAGACCAGCAAUGUACAGGGCAAGGACUUGCAAUCUUUAUAACAUGUCAUGGGAGAGAGCCAUAUAAGCCGUGUUGCAAAUAAUGCUCACAAUAUACACACACCAAUAGACAACCUUCCAAAGCAAUAUAUUAACACAGUACUUUAAAAAAAUAGCAUUUGGAAUACGAAUUUUUUUACUGAGAAUAUAUUUAAAUGUUGAAGUUGCUUAAAGAACAUUAUAGAAUGUGUCACAAAGAAUGUAUUUCCUCCCAACAGAGAAGUCUUCUCCAAUCCCAAGACAAGGUGCUUCCGAAAGUAAAAGACAAACAUGUCUCAAACCGACGCACGUUUUACGCGCUCUGUAUCUCGUGGCGCUGCUGUUAGCUGAAUGCUUAAUUAUAGGAAAUUAUACAAAGUCUCUUAAAACUAAUGUAGAGAAAACCUUUAUCGUGGGAAAAUUUGGAAAGGUUACCGAUGCCCAAAGCUACUGGGACUGGGUGUCCAACUCACUCUUACCGUACAUGAAACAAACCAGCAGCAGCGCGACUACGAGGGAAGCUUCUGGAAACGAGAUGAAUCGCUUUCAUUUAUGUAUUGUUGGGCUUGUACGUCUGCAACAGCUGAGAUACACCAAGGGAUCAAGCAAGCUGAAUUUUGUGACAAUGUUUAAAAAUGGUCAGUCCACUCCACCUGAAGAAGACACUAACAACUAUUCAAAGGCCUGGGUGAUGUCCAAUAGUACGGGUGGAGCCGAGAGAGACCAAUACUGGAUAUUCAAGGAUAUGGGAGAAGAGAUCAUCUCAAUGAAUGGUGAACGCCAGGGCAGAGGCGGCUAUUUGGUGGAGGUGGCGAAUGAUGCGGUGAAAGCAGCCGACACUGUGGCCUACCUGAGAGAGAACUCCUGGGUAGACCCACGCACGGCAGCAUUGGUCACCGAAGUCUCAGUGCUCAACGCAAACACAAAACUGCUCUGUCAUUUAACUCUGCUGCUGAUCUUCUCGUCACCUGGUGUUGCCAAGCCACAAGUCAACGCACAGGUCUUUUCCAUCCUGGAGAUCGGAGAGUUGCAGUUUAAUCUCAACCUGACUGCUUACGUCUCCAUUUUUGUCCUUAACCUGCUGUUAUUGGCGUGCGACAUUCCCAAAAUCUGUAAAGAGAGAGGUGCCUAUUUUAAAAAGGUGACACAUUUAGUAGAACUUCUGUGCUUUGGUCUAAGGAUAACCACUGCUGUGGCGUAUUAUCAGCAGACAAUGACACUCAAAGAAACCCUUGAAACAUAUACACAAGAUGGCAAUGUGACGUUUAGCAAGCUGGCCUCGCUGGAGGAGCGUCUCAGGGUGGCGCUGGCACUGCUCGUGUUCGUGGAGUCCCUCAAGGCUCUUCAGCUCCCCCUACUCCACCGCGGAGCGAGGCGGUGCCUGGCGCUGCCUCUGCUGCACCGUGAGACACGAGUCAAGAGCCGGCUGUUGAUGGUGGCCCUGCUGCUGGCCCUGUUGCUGUGCGCCUACAGCCUCUCUCUGAACGGCCUGUAUGGCGCCCGCUCCUGGGCCCACGCCUUCCAGUCCGUGACCUCUGCGCUCGUGCGCAUGUCACGUCUGGGAGAGGCGCUUGGUGGCGGAGGGGCAUGCGCCACGCUCGCAUACCUCUCCUUCAGGCUGAUGGCCUUUCUCCUGCUCUACUUACUUAGUAAAUAGGACAAUAUAUUUUGUCCCAUUCCUUAGUCUCCACAUUGUCGUAAUGGAUCUAGCCGUGGAGUGUAAUGGAUCUAGUUGUUGAGCGUUCGCCAGUUGAGUAAUUACCAGAAAGAGUCAUGUCACAGUGCUCAAUUCACAAUUGAGAGUUUGCAAGUUUUAAUCUUAAUGAGUAGUCUGGUAUCUAUGUGUUUAAAAAAAAUAUAUAAUCGAGAUAUAAUGUGUAUCUACGUACCGUUUACGGUAGUAUAUAACUACUAUAUGUUUUGUAUCUGUAUGGUGAUAUUUGUUGAAUAAAAUACAAACUAGAGUACACUUUUCCGCUGGAGUAUUUUAUUUUUUAAAUGUCCUAUUUAACUUUGGUUAAGAAUUUAGCUCAACAAGUAUGGUUGGUCACUGAAAAGAAUGAAGGUACUGGAACUGCAUACUUAUCAGCAAUGCCACUUCAUGAAUGGAAAAUUAAAAACAAACCACAGUGCGAUUGUGGCCAUGCACCACAAACUAUGGGCUGUAUAGUACACCACUGUGGUCUGCGUUCCUUCAAUGGAGGACGAGGAACAGUAAAACUACACAAACUCUCGCUCCUGAAGCCCUCUCAUCAUGGCUAGCAGACCUCGACAUUGGCAUUUAACUCCGGAACAUAUUGCCAUGCAUAAGAAGUCACUCACUGCAGAAAAAAAGUAUCAAUGUAAAAUAAAAACAUUUAGUUUGCAACAUACAAUUACAACAAUAAACAAAUCGUAUUUAUAUGUGUCAUGCUUUAAUACAAUUCCAUUUUAAGAUGCUUUGCAAAAACAAUCUCACGUGCACUCAGCAUGUUACUUAAUCUGGGGGUUUUAUGUUUACAACACAGCAUUAGAGAAACAGUGAUUAAGUUUAAAGUUUAUUUUGUUUAACCAAGUCUGAACUCAAAAGACCAGGAUAGAGCCUCUUUUAACAGUGGUCUGGGUUACCAAAAUGACCAAAGAAAAACAAAACACUUUUCAGAUGUUUAACACGUUGGCUUGCGUGACCAAUAU